This is a messenger RNA of Mucor mucedo, 840 nucleotides long. RefSeq names its product scaffold protein Nfu/NifU N terminal-domain-containing protein. The record is from RefSeq and is a predicted model, not a curated record. Gene Ontology annotation, molecular function: iron-sulfur cluster binding; iron ion binding. Gene Ontology annotation, cellular component: mitochondrion. Gene Ontology annotation, biological process: iron-sulfur cluster assembly. NCBI's taxonomy places the organism in Eukaryota, Fungi, Mucoromycota, Mucoromycetes, Mucorales, Mucoraceae. Bases 43 to 840 code for a protein of 265 amino acids. The transcript is spliced from 2 exons.
AAAGGACGCUACUUUUCUUUUUUUACAUACCUUAUAUUAAAUAUGACCUUUAGAAUCAUUGCAUCCCAACUCAAGAGAGUAGCUAUGCGUCCCGCUUUGUCCUCAUGGACUAAGCCUACAGCAACUAGAUCUUUAAUGACAAGAAGCAACAUGUGGAGUCAUCGUAUUAAUAAUCAUAAAGUUGGCUCAUUAUUAGGCAGCCAACAAGUUCGCACCAUGUUUAUUCAAACGGAACAAACACCCAACAAUGAUUCGCUUAAGUUUAUUCCUGGUGUGCCCGUGUUGGGUAAAGGUUCUGCAGAAUUUUUGGAUGUACGUGCCUCCAUGAAAUCACCCCUCGCCAAGCAGUUGUUUAGUAUUGACGGUGUUGUUGGUGUAUUUUUUGGACCAGACUUUAUUACCAUUUCUAAAAGUGAAGGUACAGAAUGGUCCUUGAUGAAGCCCGAUAUUUAUGCGGCGAUUAUGGAUCAUUUUGCAUCAGGUCAAUCGAUUGUGUACGACGAGGAUGAUUUGGCAGCCAACGAUACAGCCAUCCACCCAGAUGAUUCUGAGGAGGUUCAGAUGAUUAAAGAGUUAUUGGACACACGUAUUCGACCUUCGAUUCAAGAAGAUGGCGGUGAUAUUGAAUAUUGUGGAUUUGAAGAAGGUAUCGUCAAGCUCAAAUUAAAGGGUAGUUGUCGAGGCUGUGAUAGUUCUACCAUUACCCUCAAGAAUGGUAUCGAAAAUAUGCUGAUGCAUUAUAUCCCCGAAGUCCAAGGUGUCGAACAAAUCAUUGAUGAAACCGAGGCCGUGGCACUUCAAGAAUUUGACAAGCUCGAAAAGAAGUUGGGCGAGAAAUAA